UUUCUUGAUAAUAAAUGUUAAUUAAAAAAUAAUGCACUGCCAAUUACUGUGGGAACUACAUGGAUACUUAAUUUGGAUAUAAUGGACAAUACAAUCAAUCAAUUGCUGGCUGCUGUUAAUGUAUCUUUUCUGUUAAUAAUUUUGGAUGGUUGUUAUUUUUAUACAUUCUUUGAUUAUUGAAUAAUCCACAACGUGAGAAAAAAACAAAACAUUUUUUCAAAAUAGGGUGUUAUUAUUUUUUGAUGUCAUUUUAAAUAUUGAAAAUUGCAUUUUGCUACCGGUAUGACAGAAUUUUUUUGACUUUCUUUCUCCAGUUCUCAGUGUCUCAUGAGUUUCAGAGAUGAAUUUUGGCGUUUGCUUAUAAUGUUUACGUAGUCUAUACCGAUACCAGAUUUUCAAAUGACAGAAUGAAGCCUACUACAGUGUUCCCCGAAAAUAAAACCUAGCCUGAAUUUUAAAAUUAUUUUAAUAUAAGCCCACCUCUUUUAAAUAAGGCCUAACUUAUUCAAUAACGCGAACACGUUUGAAUUGAUGAUGAUCUAUGUUCUGCUGUCAUUUUGAAUAAAAACGUGUUAUUUAUAAGUAGAUAGAUAUCUUUUUUUCAUAUUUGAAAAUCUCGUAAUUCUCUACUUUGUAAUUUUGUUUUUGGUAAAUGAAAAUAAAAGCAAUCCCCCGAAAAUAAGCCCUAGAGUUAUUUUGCAGAAGAAAAUUGAAAUGUGACCCUGUUUUAAUUUCGGGGAAACACAGUAUGUCGUCUGUUUUGUGUUUUACAUAUGGCAAUGUCUGAAUUUUCUGAUGUAAUUUUAGAGAUUAUUUUGUAUAAAAACAGAUAAUCAUUUUGUGAAUGAUGAAAUACUUUUUGUUAAUAUGAUAUUCACAUGAUUAUGAAAUAACUUUAAUACUCGGCUUAGUCUACAGCUACUGCCUGACUGAUGUACUGCAGUAGCCCAACUAGCCUGUAUCUCUAUACAGGGCAUCGCUGUUUUAUAAUUUGAACUCCAUAAUUUUAAAAUAUUUCCGAAUUUUUUAUGCUCGAAACAUAAUGCUAUAUCAGUUUAGCUGUUUUUUUAUCGAAAAUGGAAAGUGAACAUGUGUUCAUGAUACCUUUUCGCACUGUCAGAAUUGGAACAUUGAAAACAUUUCCUCCAAGAGAUCGUCGAAAUAUUCCACUUCAGUUUUCAAAAGAAACAAUAUCUUUCAGUGCUGUAUUGGAACAAAAAGGAUAUAAUAAGAAUGCAAUACAGUUCAAUAUCCCUUCAAGAGGAAUUGUACUCAUUGAAGCACAUCUCAAAGUUGGAUGUCCCGUUAUUUGGAUUACUUUUGAUUCUGAUACUGCAGAAAGGAUAAGAAGAAUUACAAAUAUGCAUUUAGAAACAGAGCCGGCAUCGUAUCUCGAUCCGGACUCAAAUGAACUUGCCGAAAAAAGAUUAUGUAUUAUUCCUAUUCAUGAUCCUGUCAAAGAAUCCCAAGUUGAAAUUUUUUAUAAAGUUGUGCGAAGCAUUGCUGAUGAAAGAAAUCUGGAUUUUACUAAAAUUUUCCAUGAAUUAUUGAGAUCGGAUUGUAAUAGACAAUUAAUUCGUUGUACCCAAUACAUAACACAACUCACUAAGUUUCAAAACUCUUUCCGAACGAAGAAGGAUAUUGAAACAGAAACGAAAAGUGCUGUUAUUGUCACAAAAACCGUUUCAGAAAAUAAAAAUGAAGAUGAACAUGAUUUUAUCAUUAUUGCAUCAGAUGAAGAAGAAGAUUCAAAUAUGGAUUCACUGUCGACAAAAUUAGAAAAAAAGAACAAAAAAAUAGGAUCCAAGGAUGUAAAUAAUACAAAACAUCGUCGCCAAGCUGACUAUCCCUCCGGGAUAUCCUCCCAUAGAUCGCAUUCAUAUAAAUUCCAAAAAAAGGAGUAUGUUGCACCCAAACGUAAAUCAUCUCCUGAUUUAGUUGAUUUUGAUAAAAAUUAUAUUCCAGAAUCCCACAGAUUUAAACAUCAAAAAUUUGAAACUUGACUAUUUUUUACCUUGGAAAUUGAAAUAUAUUGAAAAUAUAUUAUAAAAUAUUGAUAUAUAAAUAAGUGGAAAAAUGCGUAAGAACAGGUUUUUUUAGGACAAAAACAUUUUAACUUUAUCUGGACUGAUUUCAUAUAUGUUACAAGCUAUAAAUCCAAUAGAUUUCUUACUCUUUAUUUAUAGGUCUUCAGACUCUCCCUACUUAUCUGAACUGAUGUGCUUUCAAAAUCAAAUGAUUGUCUUUUUAUAUAGAUUUUUCUUGUGAGAAUCCUCAUUCAGUGGAUGACUGAUCUUUGAUAUUUCAUAUUUAAUAAUGAAAGCUUGUUUUGUUUUUGAAUUUUUUUCCUUUGUAUUACCUGGUCACAUUAUGCUCGAAUCUUAUUUGCCGAAUUCAGACUUCAUAUGAUUUACCAUGAUCACGAUAUCACAAUUCAUAUUUCCAGUACUUUUUCUUUUUGUAUAUUUAUUUUAAUCAUUGAAAGCAAUAUCAUGAUGUAUAGUGCAAGUUUUUCCUAUAAACACUCAAUAUUCCUAUCUACCAGUGGUUAUUAUUUGCCUUUUUAUUCUAUACAGCCAUGCUUAUCAUGUUUUUUUUCUCGUGUCUGUGCCUGUUACUUUGCCUAUAUGAAACUACUCAUCAUAAUAGUAUUAUAUCAUAGCAUUUUUUUGUUAAAUUUCAUUUUUUUUUACAAUCUUAUUUGUUUUAUUCUCUAGGUUUAUAUUUAUAAUAAUAGGAAAUGAAAAAUUUUGUUAUACCGUUUCAUCUUCAAGACUUACAAAAUUCAACGCCGUCUGCGACACAAUAUGUCGUUGAAGAAGUUUUCUCCAGUCGUAUGCUGCCGAUAAAACUACAAAAUGCAAAAAUUGCUUUUGCAAGAGAUGGAGGACUUGCAGUACUGGAAAACUUUGACGUGAUCUACAGCGUCGUUUCGAAAUUUAAUGAAAUAGACCCAGUUGUGAGACAACAGACAUGGGAAAUGUUACUCAAAACUUGCAAGUCUUACAGCAACUUCUUGGGGAAUAUUCUCUCUAGUGGAUCCUCAGGAGAUAACCUUGCAUCACCAACUCUUGACCUUGACGCUCGAUUAAAUUACAAGAAUGCAUUGAAAAUGUUGAUUUAUCUGAUGGUACAAAUGACAGAAUUAUUUCAAGCUAAAUAUAAUCAAUCAACAGAGGCCUCAGCUUCUGUAAAUGCUGGCAAAAAGCGUGGAAAAGGAUCUAAAAAUAAGACAAGUACCAGUCAAGAGAUUCAGUGGACAAAUGAAUGUGAAAAAUUGGUCCGACUUCUGAUGACGUUUGUUGAUCUUGAUAUUCAUAGAUUAUGGGAUCCUGAACUUGUUGAAGAUGAUUUUAUAAAUUUGAUCUGUAAUAUUUGCUAUAAAAUACUGGAAAGCCAAGAGUUGUUUAAAACUGGAGAUGUAAAAGUUCCCAUAUUCCAUGUCCUUGGAUGCCUCAUCAAAAAAUUUGAUCAAUCAAUGAGUGCAAGUUUAAAGUUGGUUCAACUUCUACAACAUUUUCCACAUCUAUCGUCACCUCUAGCUGAAGCAGUUUCUUUAUGGCAAAAUACUUUCAAAUGCAAGACUAUUGUCUCAGGAGUUCUAAGAGAGAUCAGUCAUAUACCAGACCAAGAAUUUCUUCGAGAUACAGACAGUACGAGAAACAUCGGCACAUUCCUUGUAGACUUAACUAAAGGCAGUCCUUCCGCUGUGCUUGCUAAUUUCAGCUUGAUGCUUGAUCGCAUGAAUGAAGAGUCAUAUGCCAUGAGAAACACAGUACUGGGUAUGAUGGGGGAAAUAGUUUUGAGAAAUUUAACUGGAGAAGAAUUGGAUGAGAAAGCCAAGUCCGUCAGGGAUCAAUUUCUAGACUACAUGUAUGAUCAUGCUAACCUGGAUCCAAAUGCUUUCACAAGAUCAAAAUCUUUACAAAUUUGGAUAAGUCUCGUUAAAGAACAAGCAUUACCUAUCAAGAGGUAUCCUGAUCUUGUUGAGUUGUGCUCAAGCUUGCUUCUUGACAAAAGUAAUUUAGUUCGAAGAUUCACAACUCAAUUGUUGGAAACCAUUUUGAGAUUUAAUCCCUUUGCAUCUGAGCUUCCAAUUGAUGUGCUACAAGCUGGAUACAAUGAUGCAAAACUUAAAUUAGAACAAUUAAUAAAAGAAGAAGAAUCGGCAGGAAAAGAGAAAUCUGAUGACGCUCAAACAAGCCAAGAUGAUGAAACUGAGAAGAAUGAUGAGGAGGAUUCUGAGAAAACCGACACAAUUGAUGUGUUUGUUGAUGAAGUACCUGAAUCUAACAAUUCUCAAGAAGAAAAUAAAACCGAAAAUCCUGAAAUUACAAAACAAAAGGAAAUCGUCAACUACCUCUCAAAUUCUGUGAGGUUCGCUUGUCAGUUUCACACUUGUAUUCCUGUGCUUUGUGAGUUAUUGAGGUCAAGAGUUCAUUCUGAUAUUAUCGAAACAAUCAGUUUCUUCACGGCAGCUUGCCAAUUCAAACUCAGUUCAGCAUUCAUAGGAGUAACUGCAAUGUUACAGCAAAUCUGGCAUGAGGAACCAAAAAUUCGCGAAGCCGUUGUUUCUGCAUACAAACAAUUGUACUUUACUCCAGAAGCAACUACUGCAAGAGCUCGAGCAAGUCUUAUAACGGACAGUCUGAUGACCUUGAUGUCGGUGUCAACCGAAGGUAAAAUCAAAUCAAUCGAAGCAUUACUCAAUCAUCUGAGUAAGAGCGGAGAUAUACCAGAUGGAGUAGCACAGAUUCUUUGGGAUCGAUUCACUAAACCAGAAUUGAACAAUAGUUCAUCUGUCAAUAUUCUGGGUUCAUACGAACAACAAAAACUUGCUGUUCAAUUGCUCGGAUUUUUGGCCGGAACGAAUCCAUCAAUCGUAAAGAAUAACAUUGAUGUUCUUGUUACUCAUGGAUUGAAGAAAGUUUUAUCAGAUUUUCCUGAAGAUAUUUCUCAUACAAUUGAUUAUUCUCUCGCUCUGUAUACAACGAGGACUCUUGCACAACUUCGUACAAAACAAGCUCUUGCAGGAAAAUAUAAAAAGUCGAUGAGGUUGCCACAAUCUCAUGAUAUCUUCACAUGCUUGCAACAAAUGAUUGUGAAAGGAUAUAAGUUUCAUUCGGACAACUGGGAACAUUUUACUUCAGAAACAAUAGCUUUGAUCUAUGAUUUAUCAGAAAAUCCAGAUAAGUUAUGCGAGACGAUCAUACAUGAAGUUCUGAGUAUUAUUUCUGACAAUGCAAAUUGUGAUGAAAUAUUGAAGAAAGAAAUGUUGAUGACCAGAUUCUACUUGAUCUGUGGACAAAUCACAAUUAAGCAACUUGUGUAUUUGGAGGUUUCUGUUCAAUCUGAAUUGAAGCAAAGAAGAAAACUGAAAGACGAGAAAGAACACGCAGAGAAAAAGAAGAAAGAAAAUCAAGAAAAGAAGAAAAAUAAAAGGAAAAGUUUAGGAGAUGCUAAAUCGGAGUCAAACUUAGAGGAAGACAUGGGUGUUGGUGGUGCCACGGCAGAUGACGUCGAGCAAGAAUUUAUCAGAAAUAUAACAGAAAAUGAAUUACUCGCCAAAGAUAAUUUACUCGGACUUCUUGCACCAACACUCGUCCGUGCUUGUCUUGCUCCGAUUCAUGCAGAUCAACAAGGAGAAGUAGCAAUUCAAGCUACGGCUUCUCUUGCUUUAGCCAAAUACAUGCAAGUCAGCUCAAAAUUUUGCGAAGAUCAUCUCCAGCUUCUGUUUACAUUGCUUGAAAAAAGUCCCCAUGAAGUUGUCAGAGCUAAUCUGGUUAUACCAAUAGGAGAUUUAUGUGUGAGGUUUCCAAAUCUUCUAGAACCAUGGACUGCGCAUUUGUAUGCCAGACUUAAAGAUGAAUCACCACUUGUACGAAUCUACGCUGUGAAAGUUCUCUCCAAUUUGAUCUUGAAUGACAUGGUGAAAGUGAAAGGACAUGUUAGUGAGAUGGCAAGAUGUACUGUUGAUGAAAAUGAAAGAAUUUCGUCGCUUGUUAAAAAAUUCUUCCAUGAACUUUCAACCAAGGGGAAUUCUAUAUACAACGUAAUGCCGGAUAUAAUCAGUCGAUUAUCAGAUCCAGAUGUCGGUGUACCGGAUGAUGAACAUUUCCAAACUAUCAUGAAAUUUCUAUUUUCCUUUAUUCAUAAAGACAAACAGUCUGAAAGUUUGGUUGAGAAGUUAUGUCAUAGAUUCAGUGCAACAAGGACUCGAAGACAGUGGCAAGAUCUUGCAUUCUGUUUGUCUUUGUUGUCGUAUUCUGAAAAAUCCAUUCGAAAAUUACAAGAAAAUUUCACUUGUUUUGCCGAUAAAUUAUUUGACGAACAAGUCUAUCAAUGUUUUGCAGGAAUUAUAAACAAGUCGAAAAAAAUCGCAAAACCGGAAGUAAAGGUUCAAGUAGAUGAGUUAGAGGUGUUAAUUGAUGAAUGUCACCAAAAAGGAGUUAGCGACGAUCAAACAGCUGCUAAAGCGGCAGCAGUUGUCAAGAAAUCAAGGAGGAUUUCAAGCAUACGAUCGCCAAGAAACGUUAUUGCAUGGCCCGCAAAAUCACCAUUGCCGAAAGAGGGGUUUCCUGGUGUUGCAGGCCAUACUUCAGGAAUGAAAGAUCUUCUCGAUUUAACAUCGUUACAAGAAGUAAUUCGAGCAAAAUAUUCGAACUUUGUACCUCCGUCACCUGGUAUCUCAUCAACCGCAUCUAGCCAGUUCACACCUUCAUCACCACGGAAACGUACAAUGUCAACGGAUUCCAAUUCUUCUUUAACCAUUAAGUGCAAAAGAACUGAAUUUUUUGGCUACACACCAUCGUGUCAAAUUCAGGAUAUACCAGGCCAUAUCUGUUGCACCUGUCAUGCUGAAGGAUUCUGUUGCAAGUCAAGAUGGAUUAGAAUUUGAUAUCGACAAAACAAUAAAGCAUUCUUACUUUUCUGCAUUUUCUUCAGCAAAAUUUGAUUUUCAGUUCGUUUUAUCAAAAAACACUCUUUUGAACUAUGCAUUAAUGUACAUGGUCUGUAAUUAACAACACUGCUGAGUUUGUAUCAAAAUUAGGAAAUAUCAGAUUUGGGUCAUGUUGUCCAAAUUUGGCACAUCAUAUAAUAUUGUAUUCAAAAUCGGAAUUUUUUGUUAUCAUUCGAUUCUAGAAUAUAUAUCUAUUUCGAUUUGUGCAUUCUAGUUGGUACUGGAGAAGAACGUGCUACACCCUAGUGAUUGAUAUUACUUGGCACUACCAUUUUAGGAAUAAUGGUGCAGGUUGCCCUUAUCAUUUUCUCAAUUUUUUAUUCGUUUUCACUUCGUUUAUCAAUAACAAGCGUGUAUUUCUUGCCAAUCGUUGGCUACAAAUAUUCAGAAAACAUUGAAUAACAAUUUUAAAACAAGGUUUUACAUAAAUACAUGUUUUUAAAGAUUUUGGAUCUGGAAAUUUAUUUGUGUUAUUUCUCAUAAAAUUUCUUUGUUGUUGCCAUUGUUGGUUUCAUGUAUAUCAUACAAGGUUAAGAGUAUAAUAUAAUGUUAAUUGUAGUUUUCAAUUGUACUUCUGAAAAAAUUUAGCAAAAAUAAUAUCGAAUCUGAUAGCCACUCCUUUCGAAAAGGUGGUUCUGAUGUGUGAAUGAUUAAAACAGGGAUUCUCAGCAGUUCAGAACAAAUCAAGUACCUUGUGUAGAAAGCCCAUGCCACUAAUGCGAAAAUAUCAGAUUUGAGAAAAAUACCCCGCCAGCAUAUUUUGAGUGCUGCAGAUUGCGCUCGCCACGUUUCAAGUAAUCAAAAUAAAGAAUUGGUGAUUAUCCGAUCAGGAAUGAUUUGAAAAUUGGAAUUUUCAGCCCUAACUAGAUAUUUACUAAUUUUUUAUUUUGAGCGGUGGCAGAGGCGUCUACGAAAGAUCCCAAAUCAAUACGAAAUUAUAUUCAAAUUUUGAAAUUUGUGGUUUUAGGAAUAAUUCAUGAUCAAAAUGGUGACGACCAAAAAAUACCUUUCAAUCAUUUUAUUGAAACUCUAAAAAGACAGAGACAAUAAAAUCACAGUUUGUUCCAACCCUUCUGUAUUUCUCAGUUGAAAACUCUUUGAUUGAAUAUACUGACUUCUACUUGUUUAUGUUGAACAUCAUCCAAUUUAAAUAUAAUCCAUGUUUGAAGGUAUUAUUUUAGACUGUAUUCAGAAUAUUAGAAUACGCGUUUAUAUUACCAGAUGUGUCUUACUGACAUCAUGCUGUGUUAAUUUGUAUUUAAUGAAGAUAAACUGCUUGGUUUAAUUGUCACUGGAUAUUUUAAAAAUAUCACCAAUCUUGUACCUGUGAGCACACCAUAAGUGGAAUGUAGUCUCACAAGUUUCCCAAUUAUUUAAUCAUUGUAAAAUCAACACUUUCCAAAUGGUGAUCUAUUGUAAUUUGUCUGAUUUGAUGAAUUGUUGAGCUCUAAAGCAGAGGAUCCCAAAUUUCACAAACCCCCAAUCAGUGCUGGUAUUCAAGUGGUUCACUUGAAUCCCUUUUUGGAAUGUCAUGCUAUUCAGCGAACAGAAUCUUGAUUUUUGGAGGUAUCUAUAACUUUAGUAUGGUGUCCUGGUUAGCGAGUCCAAUAGCUCCCAACCAUAUGGUUUAUGUAAUUCAAAUAAUAAUGCAUUGAAAAAUAAAUUAAAAUUAAAUUACAGCAGUAAAAAGUUCUAUACUACGUGUAAUAAUCAAUGCGAACUUAUUUUGUGAGCAAUUAUCAUUUUAUGGCUGAGUGUCUGACAUCACCAUUCAUACUUCUCUCAAUGUCAAUUUCAUAAUAUUUUUUGACGAUAGGAAGUAGUUUUUGGGAAAUGGAUUAAUAUAUGUAUGGAAAAUAUUGAUGACUGAAAAUGGUACAACUUUGGCCCUCAUUGAAUCUUUUCUAAAUACAUAUUGGAUACUGUGCUUAUUGUUGUUCUGAUUUUUACUUAUUUCUUUCUGUUUGUACAAUUUUGCUGUUGCUGUUUUCUUUCAAUUUCUUACGAUAUUCUAUUCUCAGAUCACUUUGAAUUUCAAUAAACAUUGUGAAAAAUAUACAUUGUAGAUGUCUGCUGUGUUAUGAUGGAUGCUGCCCAGACUAACUUCUUCAUCAGGGCAACUUAGAUAUAGAAAUAUUUUUGCAUUGGCUAGCAUACUUCAAUGGUGAAUUAUAGUCAUAAAUUCAACUGAAAAUGAAUUUCAAAAGCAAUGGUAUAGAGAUUUUCAUACAAGCGGAACAAAAGAAACGACUUUCGACCAAUUACAUGAUCAAGCUCUCUCAUAAAAUAGAAAAAAUCCUAUUCAAUUACUUCAUAUUGCCAACUUUUGUUUGAACAUGACCAAAUAAUAUGCCUCAAAUACAUAAUUUCCUGUUUUCUCAUAUCCAAUCACGUUUACCCUUUCUUACUAGUCUUAUUUCU
Styela clava is the source of this 9382-nucleotide messenger RNA. NCBI's taxonomy places the organism in Eukaryota, Metazoa, Chordata, Ascidiacea, Stolidobranchia, Styelidae. The record is from RefSeq and is a predicted model, not a curated record.